AUGCUCUUUUACCGUCUUCAUGUUGUUUUUCUGAUCGGUGUAAUACUUUUGGUUGGAACAAGUUUUAAUCAUGAAAUCAACUCACAAAAAAAUGUUGGUGCAUUUUGUGCAAAUGAUACAUCACAAGGUGACCCUAAUUUGAAUCCGAUUGAUGAUAAUCCACCAAAACUCAUACGUACAGUGGAAAAUGGAUCACUCUAUACGAUCGGUACUGGUGAAGAUCAAUUAUGGUUGGUACAUGUUUGGGGUGAGAGUGGAUACGAUUAUGGUUUUGCAUAUGGAACACUUUUAAAAGAGCAGAUCACACAGAUGCAACCUAUUGCUUGGGCUCAUUUUGAGAAAAUGAUUAUAGAUGAAUUAGACAAGUUAAAAUUACCAAAAUGGUUUGAAGAGAUUGUGGCCAACAAAGGUCUUGCUUUUGCAUUAGAUUUUCAAAAUGCAUUAGUUGAAGUGUAUAUUGAUAAAGAAAUUUAUCAAGAAAUGCAAGGCAUUGCUGAUGCAGCCAAUGUUGAUUUUCUUACAAUUCGACGUUUGCAUAUGUUGGGUGAAAUUACAAGAGGUCGAUGUUCACUCUAUGGCCUCUGGGGUAAUGCAACUUUUGGAAGUAAAACUCUCCAAUUACGUGCAUUAGAUUGGGAUACGCAAGGUGGUCUUCAAGACUUUCCAGUAGUUACUAUCUACCAUCCUCGUUCACCGAAGCUCGGCCAUGCCUUUGCCAACGUUGCCUGGGCAGGUAGACAACUGAUAUUUUACUGA
Molecule: messenger RNA, 756 nt
Organism: Rotaria sp. Silwood2
Lineage: Eukaryota; Metazoa; Rotifera; Eurotatoria; Philodinida; Philodinidae
Source: the annotation of a GenBank genome assembly